UGCGGUUCCGGGUCGUGGCGCGACUCGGGGCAACAGGGCUGCUGCUUAGCCGGCGGGCGGCGGCGAGCAGCGGGAGUAUGAGGGCGAACCCGGAAAGCGGCAGCUGAGCUGGCCGGGAGGAGCUCAAGUCCCCGAGGAUUCUGAGAGUACUGGGCAGGGGCCGGGAGGCGCAGGGGAGCCGGGCCCUCCCCCCAAGGAACGUGUCCGGGCCGACCUGGCACGUAGUGUGGCAGCACCUUCAGACCAGGAAGACUCAGGAUAAAUUAUACAGCUGGUACGAGACAGAGCCAGGAUUCAAACCCAGGUGUGGACAAGUCUGAGAGGCACUGUACCGUACCAGGCUCCCUUUCACUGGAUCUUGGCGGAUGGUAGGUGAGCCCUCGAAACAAUAUGAAGAGGAGAAAAUAGCCUUUUAAGGAAAUUGGCCCACAGAAAGGAUGGCCUUCUUGGACAAUCCAACUAUCAUUCUAGCUCAUAUUCGACAGUCCCACGUGACCAGUGAUGACACAGGAAUGUGUGAGAUGGUUCUCAUUGAUCAUGAUGUUGACCUAGAGAAGAUUCAUCCUCCUUCAAUGCCUGGAGACAGUGGGUCAGAAAUUCAGGGAAGCAAUGGUGAGACUCAGGGCUAUGUAUAUGCCCAGUCAGUCGAUAUUACCUCAAGCUGGGACUUUGGUAUUAGAAGACGCUCAAAUACAGCUCAAAGAUUAGAACGACUUCGAAAAGAGAGACAAAACCAGAUCAAAUGCAAAAAUAUUCAGUGGAAAGAAAGAAAUUCUAAGCAAUCAGCCCAGGAGUUAAAGUCACUGUUUGAAAAAAAGUCCCUCAAAGAAAAACCUCCAAGUUCUGGAAAGCAGUCAAUAUUAUCCGUACGCCUGGAGCAGUGCCCGCUGCAACUGAAUAACCCCUUUAACGAGUAUUCCAAGUUUGAUGGCAAGGGUCACGUAGGCACAACGGCCACCAAGAAGAUUGAUGUCUACCUCCCCCUACACUCGAGCCAGGACAGACUGCUGCCAAUGACUGUGGUGACAAUGGCCAGCGCCAGGGUGCAGGACCUGAUCGGGCUCAUCUGUUGGCAGUACACAAGCGAAGGACGGGAGCCGAAGCUCAAUGACAACGUCAAUGCCUACUGCCUGCACAUUGCUGAGGAUGACGGGGAGGUUGACACGGACUUCCCCCCGCUGGAUUCCAAUGAGCCCAUUCAUAAGUUCGGCUUCAGUACUCUGGCCCUGGUCGAAAAGUAUUCAUCUCCUGGUCUGACAUCCAAAGAGUCACUCUUCGUUCGAAUAAAUGCUGCUCAUGGAUUCUCCCUUAUCCAGGUGGACAACACAAAGGUCACCAUGAAGGAAAUCUUGCUAAAGGCAGUAAAGCGAAGAAAAGGAUCCCAGAAAAUUUCAGGCCCCCAGUACCGCCUGGAGAAGCAGAGUGAGCCCAACGUCGCCGUGGACCUGGAGAGCACCUUGGAGAGCCAGAGCGUGUGGGAGUUCUGCCUGGUCCGCGAAAACAGUUCAAGGGCAGACGGGGUUUUUGAGGAGGAUUCGCAGAUCGACAUAGCCACGGUACAGGAUAUGCUCAGCAGCCACCACUACAAGUCAUUCAAAGUCAGCAUGAUCCACAGACUGCGCUUCACGACCGACGUACAGUUAGGUAUCUCUGGAGACAAAGUAGAGAUAGACCCUGUUACGAAUCAGAAAGCCAGCACUAAGUUUUGGAUUAAGCAGAAACCCAUCUCAAUCGAUUCUGACCUGCUCUGUGCCUGUGACCUUGCGGAAGAAAAAAGCCCCAGUCACGCCAUAUUUAAACUCACAUAUCUAAGCAAUCACGACUACAAACACCUCUACUUUGAAUCUGACUCUGCGACCGUCAAUGAAAUCAUGCUCAAGGUCAACUACAUCCUGGAAUCACGAGCGAGCACUGCCCGGGCUGACUAUUUUGCUCAAAAACAAAGAAAACUGAACAGACGCACAAGCUUCAGCUUCCAGAAGGAGAAGAAAUCAGGGCAGCAGUGACGCUGGCCGCCAGCCUCGCUCUGCUGCCGUAGCUCCGAGCCUGCCUGCCAGGGCCGGGGCGCCUCGGGUCCCCACCCUCCGGCCAGGUCCUCGUGGGGAGGCCAGCGGUGGCCGUCCGGAGCAGUGCCCAGGGCCAGGCGACCCGGAGGAGCCUCCCGCUUCCUAGCCGAUCGCAGCCGGGGUGUACAUAGCCACGCCCAGACAUUUCCUUGCAACUUGAUCAAAUUUCUUAAAACAAACGAAGAACAAAAAUGUACAUUUCUUUUUUUCCUUUUAAUAAACAGGUGUACUCUUUA
Messenger RNA from Phyllostomus hastatus (greater spear-nosed bat), 2302 nucleotides. It is a transcript of the gene MAPKAP1, whose product is annotated as MAPK associated protein 1. NCBI's taxonomy places the organism in Eukaryota, Metazoa, Chordata, Mammalia, Chiroptera, Phyllostomidae. Gene Ontology annotation, molecular function: phosphatidylinositol-4,5-bisphosphate binding. Bases 438 to 2006 code for a protein of 522 amino acids. The transcript has 14 exons. Gene Ontology annotation, cellular component: plasma membrane; cytoplasm; TORC2 complex. The record is from RefSeq and is a predicted model, not a curated record. Gene Ontology annotation, biological process: TORC2 signaling.